Hippocampus zosterae (dwarf seahorse) is the source of this 2855-nucleotide messenger RNA. RefSeq names its product repulsive guidance molecule BMP co-receptor b (gene rgmb). Gene Ontology annotation, cellular component: plasma membrane. NCBI's taxonomy places the organism in Eukaryota, Metazoa, Chordata, Actinopteri, Syngnathiformes, Syngnathidae. Bases 287 to 1681 code for a protein of 464 amino acids. Gene Ontology annotation, molecular function: coreceptor activity. Gene Ontology annotation, biological process: BMP signaling pathway. The record is from RefSeq and is a predicted model, not a curated record. The transcript is spliced from 4 exons.
UUGAUUUGUUGGAGGAGGAGAAAGUGAAAGGGGAGGAGUGCAGGGGGAGGCGAGAUCACGCAGGGAAAAGCAGAGAAGAGAUUGUGCGUGUUUUGAUGCACCUCGGCCCUGCAUUCGUGGAGUGGAAGGCUUUUAAUGCUCUUGCUCACCCGCGGAGGACAGCAAGGAGAGAAGAGCGGGGAAGAAGAAGAAGAGGAAGAAGUAGUAGUCCCGAGGCCUGAGCAGCACUCCUCCUCGCCUUUUUGAGCGCUGUCCUCUCCCCCUUCCUGGCCCUGCAUGGACGGGGAUGGGGAGAGCCGGAUGCUGUUGCAGCGGGGCUGAGCGCCUCGCCUCCCCGUCUACGGUGCGCCGCUUCCGGCCACUGCUGCUACUGAUUAUCGCUCUGACCUCCGCUGCCCGCAUAGGGCAGUGCCAGGUGAUCACCCCGCAGUGUCGCAUCCAGAAGUGCACCAUUGACUUUGUCUCCCUGACCUCUCACCUCACGCCGGCUGUGGAUGACUUUCACGUCGAAUUCUGCAAAGCUUUGCGAGCUUACUCAGCCUGCACACAGAAGACAGCAAAGUCCUGCAGGGGCAACCUGGUCUUCCACUCAGCCGUUUUGGGCAUCUCGGAUUUAAUGAGCCAGAGGAACUGCUCCCGAGACGGCCCCGUUUCCUCCGCGCACCCCGAGGUCCACCAUGAGCCUUGCAACUACUACAGCCGCACUCAGCAUGCGCACACACACGCCCAUGCGCACGCGCACACUCACGGCCACACCCACACGAGGCAGGGAUUCCUUUUCUGCGGGCUUUUCGGGGACCCCCAUUUGAGGACAUUCAAGGACAGCUUCCAGACUUGCAAGGUGGAGGGGGCGUGGCCUCUCAUCGAUAAUGACUAUCUGUCGGUCCAGGUCACCAAUGUUCCAGUGGUUACGGGUUCCUCUGCCACAGCCACCAAUAAGAUCACGGUUAUCUUCAAGCCCUUUGAGGGCUGCACCGACCAAAGGGUCUACCAGGCCGUGACGGACAACCUACCAGCCGCCUUUGACGACGGCACCGUGAGCAGCGGAGACCCCAUCCAUGUUUCAGUGGGGUCCGACGGCGCCGCCGGCAAAGUGAGGGCCCUUUGGAUCUCAGAGCGCAGUCCGGGCCACCACGUCGAGUUGCACGCGGGCUACAUCGGCGUCACGGUUAUCGUCCGACAGCUCGGUCGCUAUCUGACCCUGGCGGUGCGAAUCCCCGAAGAGCUGGCUCAGGCUUACGAUGCCACCCAGGACCUGCAGCUGUGUCUGAACGGCUGCCCCAGAGUCGAGCGCAUCGACCAGAGCGGCCACCUCCCCCUUACGCCGCCUUCUGUCGGCCUUCGGCUCCAGCAUCUGCACAGGCCCAGGUACUCCUCGCAGAUACAGUUAUACUCCCCCAGUGACAGGCAGGUGUUCACCGCGGAGGGUGCGAAGGAACGCUGCCGGGAGCAGCUGGAGGUGCAGGAUAUUUACUUCCACUCCUGUGUGUUUGAUCUCUUAACCACUGGGGACGCUAACUUCACAGUGGCAGCAUACAGUGCCCAGAAAGACAUGGAGAGUCUUCACCCGCACAGAGACAGAUGGAGGAUCUACCCGAAAGGUUCUGCCCCUUCCACCUUGCACCCCCAACCUUUGCAACUUCUCACUCUGCUCCUGCUUUGUACACUCAGCUUUGUGUAGAAGUGAUAGUCCUGCAUGUAUAUGAAGUGCACUAAUUUUCCUGAGCGCUAAUACUGGUUCAUCACUCAACAGGAAGGUUUUACUUUAGCGGAGGUGAAAUAGUGGUCUCACUUUCAUGCGUUCUUCAUCUUUGGAUCAGAAGCUCAUGACAAUGACUUAAAUGUUGCUCUGUAGGUGAUAAGUGAUACAUUACCCAACAUGUAAAUAAUGUUUCUCACGCCGUGUAAUAGUGUAGUUUUUUUUUUCAUAGAAGCACUUUAUUUUGAUGUCUUUUUUGCUCAUUGAAAUCCACGUCAGUGUUUCUUACCCACGCCUAAGUCGGGAAUUUUUUUAAUGAAAAUAUUGUACAUCAAUCUCAAAACUAGCUGAUUUUACUUGGUCUAAUGUUUUAAGUAUUAUGUGAGUUGUUAUCUUUUGGAUGUACUAAAAACAUUUGUAUGGACAUGCUCUUCUUCUUCUUCAGUCCUGAUGUCAACGUUUUGUGUGUGUCAGUGUUUUUUCGAUCCAAUUGCCGACUUGCCUGGAUGUGUUUCUCAUUAUUCUCUGAGUCUUUUUAGAGCAUUCCAGCCUCUUUGCCAAUAGGCUGCAAGUACAGUCUAUGGGUUUGUUUUUCUUACUCACUGUAGUCUUUGUUGAGUUGAUUUGAGCCAAAGACAAACAGACGUUUCUUAAUGUACAAAGGACGCAACUCAGCAUCAAACCAGCACCUUCCCCUCUCCUGCUGUUCAAUGCGCUACUUUAAAUUAACAAGUUUGUCUCUUGCCGGGAUCCCACGUCAAGUACUGAACAUUGGACAAAUCCCAGCAAAUAAACGUUUCACCACAGUGUCCGUUUUUGGAUAUUGCAGCACUUGUUGCAAAUUUUUGUUUCCUUUUUUUAAAUACCUGAUAGAAAUAUGUCAACUCUGGACAAUGAGCCAAUAGGUCUUAUGACAUUCUCUGUAAUUAUUCUGUUUUGUUUGGCCAUCAGCUGAUGGCCAAUCAUAGCUUUUGUGAAGCGAGGCUGGCAUACUUAACUUAUUUAAGAACUGUCGAUUCCUGCAUUGUAUAGAUCCAUCCUCUCGCCUCUGUGAAUAAUUUAAAAUUUGUAAGUUGUGAUUGUUCUGUCACCCAGUGCUUCUCUGUUGCUAUGUCAAGUGUGUUAUUCAAGGCACUUAAAACGUGGAGGAAAGAAA